UAGGAAUGGAUACAAUAAUAAUGAAUAAACCUUUAACAGUACAAAGAAAUCAAUUAUUGAUGCAGAUAGCCCUUGCUAUAUAAAUAAGGCUAUUAUUCAAGCAUUUUUAAGCAAGAGUUAACGUUGCAUUAUACUUGGAAGUUGUUAGUGAAAACUCAACUUUCGUUAAGAUAAAAAUGUCAGCUCAAACACAUCGUCCUAUUGCUAACUUUCAUCCAUGUCAUUGGGGUGAUCACUUUCUUAAUAUCACAAACCCUCAUCAUGACGAGGCAGUCCAAGUUCAAAAGGAGCAAGAAGUGAGUCAACUUAAAGAUGAAGUGAAGAAGGAGCUGCUGGAAACUAAGAGCAACCCUCUUGAGCUGCUGAAUUUCAUCGACGUGAUCGAACGUCUUGGAUUGGCAUAUCACUUUGAACAAGAGGUUGAGGAUGCUUUGAAGCAAAUUUACGAGAGCUAUGAAGAGCAGUGUGCCAAAGAUGAUCUUUACCAUAUUUCGACUCGAUUUCGUAUCCUCAGGCAACAUGGCUUCUUUGUGCCUUGUGACGUGUUUAACAAGUUCAAAGAUGAAAAUGGAAGCUUCAAGGAGUCGAUAACCAAGGACGUUCCAGGAUUGUUAAGCUUGUAUGAGGCUUCCCAUGUUCGAGUUCACGAUGACAAGAUACUCGACGAAGCCCUUGCAUUUUCGACAACUCGUCUCAAUGCCAUGGUUAACCAAUUAAGCUCACCUCUUGCGGAUCAAGUUUCCCAUGCCCUUCAUCAACCUCUCCACAAGGGGAUGCCGCGAGUAGAGACUAGGCAUUUCAUCUCGGUGUAUGAAAUGGAUCCUUCACAUAACAAAACUCUCCUCAAGUUUGCAAAACUUGAUUUCAAUUUGCUUCAAGCCUUACACCAGAAGGAACUCAAAGAUCUAAAAAGGUGGUGGAAAGGACUACAUUUGAAUGCAUCAUUCAGUAGAGACCGAUUGACGGAGGCGUAUUUUUGGAUUUUAGGAGUGUACUAUGAACCCCAAUUUUCAUUUGCUCGGAAAGUGUAUCGAAAAAUUUUCAAGUCAACAUCAUUAUUAGACGAUACGUAUGAUGCAUAUGGAACUAUUGAAGAACUUGAACUUCUCACUGAAACAUUUCAAAGGGCAUGGGACAAAAGUUGUAUGGAUGAACUUCCGGAGCAUGUGAAGUGGAGUUAUUAUGCCAAUGUUGAAGCUUGUGAAGAAGCUGAAAAAGAUCUUGCCAAAGAAGGAAGAUCAUCUUUCGUCAACUAUACAAGACAACAGUUGAAAGCCUUAUGCAAAGCCUAUAUUCAAGAAGCAAGAUGGUGCCACCAAAAAUAUGUCCCUACAUAUGAUGAGUAUAUGAAGAUUGCCUUGGUGACCUCUCCUUACCCUCAUGGAAUAGUUGCCUCAUUUCUUGGCAUGGGAGAAAUUGCUUCGAAGGAGGUAUUUGAAUGGGCAUGUCAAACUCCUAUGCCUAAUAUCAUAAAGGCUGCAUCUACAAUAAUAAGACUCAUGAAUGACAUAGGUGGCCACAAGUUUGAGCAAAACAGGAAGCAUGUCGCAUCAGCUGUGCAAUGCUUGAUGGAGAAACAUGCGUAUUCUGAGGAGGAAGCAAAUGAGAAGCUAAAAGAAGAAGUUGAGCAUGCUUGGAAAGAUAUUAAUCAAGCAAUGCUUCUACCUUAUGUGAUUCCAAAACCUUUACUUACGCGGAUUCUCAACUUAGCUCGCGCUGCUGAUGUUAUAUACAAGGGCGAUGCUGAUGGUUACACACAUGUUAACCAAACUCUUAAGGACAAAGUUGCAUCUGUUCUUUCUCAUCCUAUUCCCAUGUAAUAAUAUUUCUAUAUGAGUGAUGUUUCCCUAAAUUAUUCUCUCUUAUAAGCACGUAUGUAUGUGGUUUGUAUUGUGUCCAUCCUUUGUUUUUACUAUCUGAAUCUUUAAGUGUUGGUGUCUUGAUAGACAUAAAUAAUGUUAUAUAUUGUAAGAAUGUAUGUGCCUAAUAAGUUUGUUUGCUUCCUCAUAAUAAAUAAAAACCUUGUUUUUUUAAUAGAUUUUUCGAUUACCCCUUAA
Molecule: messenger RNA, 2057 nt
Organism: Chenopodium quinoa (quinoa)
Lineage: Eukaryota; Viridiplantae; Streptophyta; Magnoliopsida; Caryophyllales; Amaranthaceae
Product: probable sesquiterpene synthase
Exons: 7
Coding region: 177-1820 (547 amino acids)
Biological process (GO): diterpenoid biosynthetic process
Molecular function (GO): magnesium ion binding; terpene synthase activity
Source: RefSeq, a predicted model, not a curated record